GUUGGAAGAGCCGAGGCGAGGGCGCCGAUCCCGUACUGCGAGGGGAGGCGGAGAGAUGGGGCAAUUGACUAUUGCUAACAAGUUAGCCUUGAUCGAGGAGUCAUCAAUUAUCUGCAGCGGCACUUCUGUCUCUUUCUUUCUCCGUCUUUUUCCUCUCUUCUUUCUCUCUGUUCUCUCCUCCCGUUCUCUCCCUCCCUCUCUCCCUCCCUCUUCUCUCUUCUCUGCUCCCCCCGUCUCUCUCCUUCGCUCCCUCUCCCUCGUCCUCUCUUUCACUCUCUGUCUGUCCAAUGCAGGCGGCUCUAAGUUGGGAAGCUCAUUAAUUAGCGGGCCUGGGGUAGGAGGAGCCGGCUGGAAUUAGCCUGCCUAAUGCGCCUGUCAGUCCGGGCACUGCGCCGCGCUCGGCCCGAGCUGUUUGUAAAUUACAUUAGCCGCGCCUUUAUUGCACCCGAACCUCCGGCGACUGAAAAGCCGCCGCCCCCACCCCAAACUGCGAGCCGCCCUCCCGGAGCACCCGCCUCCCGCCGGCCUGGCUGUGAUGGCAGCGCUGGCCCGGAGGUCUCGGGCUCUCCAACCCGGGAUUUUGCGCCCGAGAAGGGCGGCAAGAGCACAGCCGGGGAGGUAUGCAGCCGCCGCGCGGGCCAGUCUGUUCAUCUCUCCACACCUGAUACUGGUCUGCAAGACAGGAUCGCAAGGACAACCCUGCUCCUCCCAUCUCCCAGUCCCUCAGGAACAGCAGAAUUCAGGAUUAUUGUGAGGUUGCCAGGAAGACUCCCAUCCUAUUCUGAGCCCAGAAGCAGAGAGGAAGAACAGACAGAAGGAGGAGAGAGAUGGGCCAGUAGGAGUGGCAGGAAAUACACCUCUUCCCCAGUAGCCCAGGGGACUAUGAAGAGGAGGCAAGUGAGAUGGACUGAUGGCACCUGGACCCCAGACAGCUCCACCACUGCCCGGCAGUGUGUUCUUGGCUGAUGGGUUCCCAGGCAUUAGAAGCUUCUCCAGUCCUCACCACAUCUUGGUUUUACCGAAGAGGAAACUGAGGUUAAGACUGUGUCUUGCUGGUCAACUGCACAGGUGGGAUUCGAACCUGCCUCCGAUUAGGAGGCGCUCCUAAAUUUGAGCCAGGCAGCCUCCCUUGGACUGGCAAAUCGAGCCCUCACAGGGCCGGCCACCACCUUCGCGAGGAGGGGUUGGGCUGAAUCGCUAAGCAUUCUUUUUUUGUGUGCCGGAAAAGCUUUGAAAUUUUUUUCAGGUAAACGAUUUUGGCCACUCCCCGGGAAGGAUGGAAAGGACACCCAGGGUGGGGGACCUCCAGCUUGUUGAGGGAGAGCCCCCUAAGAGCGGGACGGGGAGGGCAGCUCUUCUUCGAAGCAGAGCCCAGGUUGAAGCCUUCGCACCUGGAUUUUUCGAUUUUAUCCAUCUGCUCAGUCUGUCCUGUGUAGCCCACGUCUUCAGAAGACCAGGUCUUGGGGGGCGGAGGAUAAGGCACAAGGCCCACACCAGGGUACAGGUGUGGCCAGACGCCCGACUCUUUCACCCCUCCAGGGGCGCCUCUCUGAGGGAAGGUCCUCCUAGCGGCAGAGAAAUUGGCUGGGGGGAGUGGAGGGAGGCGGACGGGGACUGCUGGCUGGGCAAGGAAGGCUGGAAUCCAGGCUCCCCAGCCACCCCAUCCCAAGCUCCCGCUGCAAGGUCGCGGCAUGGCAGCCCCGACAGGCCACGCGUCCCUCGACACAAGUCCCAUUACAUUGUAUUUAUGUUUCACUUUGUUUUUUUUUUCUCCUCUCUCAUUAUUGUCUCACUCUGGGGGAGGCAAAAGAUAUA
This is a messenger RNA of Budorcas taxicolor (takin), 1815 nucleotides long. RefSeq lists its product as uncharacterized. The coding region runs from base 367 to 966 and encodes 199 amino acids. Lineage: Eukaryota; Metazoa; Chordata; Mammalia; Artiodactyla; Bovidae. The record is from RefSeq and is a predicted model, not a curated record. The transcript is spliced from 5 exons.